UGGCGCGGUGACGUCACGCUGUCGUGCGCUUUUGGAUUCGGGCAGGAGAAGAUGGCGGCCUCCUCAGGAGUCAAAGUUCCUCGUAAUUUUCGUUUGUUGGAAGAGCUUGAGGAAGGGCAGAAAGGUGUUGGUGAUGGCACAGUGAGUUGGGGUUUGGAGGAUGAUGAGGAUAUGACUCUCACACGGUGGACAGGCAUGAUUAUCGGACCUGCGCGGACUAAUUACGAAAACAGAAUAUACAGCCUGAAAGUGGAGUGCGGACCUAAAUAUCCCGAAUUACCACCGAAUGUUAGAUUUGUAACAAAAAUUAGCAUGAAUGGAAUAAAUAAUUCCAAUGGGAUGGUGGAUGCACGUAGCAUACCAAUUCUAGCGAAAUGGCAAAACUCAUAUAGCAUUAAAGUCGUUCUUCAAGAGCUAAGGCGUCUUAUGAUGUCCAAAGAGAAUAUGAAGCUUCCCCAACCACCAGAAGGACAAACAUACAGCAAUUAAUUGUAAAUGAUUGUGACCCUCUGUCUUAAACCUUACUCUCUUAGAAACGUCUUGUAAAUCAUCAGAAACAAACAAACAUCGGUCACUCAACAACAUCAGUCUCCAAUACUGGAGCAUGAUUGGACCUUUCUAUUAGUUUAGCUUGAGAAACAAUGAAUGCCUUUAAAUGUGUGGCAGCGUCAGUUCUGUUUUACAAUUCUGAGUGCACAAAUCUCUCUCUUUUAGUAACGUUACAUCGACCACGAGCGUAUGUUGAAGAGCUGAAUUCAGUCGAAGAAAGAAAGGCACGUUAGAACGGUGAGGUUUAUACAGAUAUAUACAUUUUAAGUUAAAGCAACUGGAUGCCAAAUUUCAAAAUUAGGAUGCAUAUGCAACGGCAUGCUUAUUAAGAAAAAAGCUUUUUGGGAAAACGAAAGUUGUACGUUUUUUUGUGUGUGUGUGUGUGUGUGUGUAUCUGAACCCCUCACUGAGAAUAAAAGUAAAGGGUCCUUAAAAGUGUGCCUGUAGAGUACUAGUAGUAUUGCAAACGAGGGGAGUGCUUCUGAACGUUUUCUUCAUUUUUGUUUUAAACGUCUGUAUUUGACACAAUAGCAGUUUGUUUCAGCGCGAUAGCUCUUGUAUUCGGAUGUUCUGUUCUAAAAUCGAAACAUGCGCUUAACUCCUACAUAAAAUGGUUGUAUUAAAAAUGUGACUCCUCAACCCGCUGUCAGAAUUUGUUUGUAUAUCGGUCUAUCACACGCCGCAAAAAAUGCUGAGAUGUUACUGUACGAAACGGCAAACCCUUGCCAUUCAAGGACUGGAUGUAGAGUUUUGCCUCGCUUGUGAUUUUUAAAAUGCCAAACCUCCUGAAAUGUUCCAGUUAAUGCCCACAGAUAUGUUUUUUUCAUAUCACAAACACUGAAUGUUACGUUUAUUUAAAACUGUAGUGAAGAAAUAACCUCUUAAACAUUGUAAAAGGACGUGCAAAUCGCAUUUUAAAGCGAGUUCGAAGUUGUUGUUAUGGUAAGGGUUUGCUGUACAAAACUUGCACAGUGCUUUAAAACUCCACUUAUACCUGCAAUAGCAUGCUGUUAUGUAGCUCUCAUUAAAUCUGAAUGUAGUACUUUAGCAUUUAUAACAUUAGCAACACUGUUAUAAUCCUUAGGUACUCUUAACAAACAUAAUUGAAUUGUGAUUCCAGUGACUGGUGGGGGAUUGUAGUAUUGUUCAUUUCUGCUUGGGUGGGCUAUGACCAUUUCACUAAAGUCUUCAUUAGCAAAAAGAAUAGGCUGUUACUGUGCAAACUAAUAUAUGUAGUGGCAAUUUCUUACCGUUUUUCAGAGCCACAAUCACCCUGCUGUGUAAUGAAUCUAAGAGUCAUUUUCUCCCUGUUCAUUUUACUUUCUUCUUCUUUUUAAAGACAUAACCAAAUUAAGUUGAAUUUGUGACACCGGGGCUAUGUUCAGAAAUAAUAAAACAACCAUUGUGGAACACA
Molecule: messenger RNA, 1963 nt
Organism: Paramisgurnus dabryanus
Lineage: Eukaryota; Metazoa; Chordata; Actinopteri; Cypriniformes; Cobitidae
Gene: ube2v2
Product: ubiquitin-conjugating enzyme E2 variant 2
Source: RefSeq, a predicted model, not a curated record